AUGUCGUCGCUCAAGUCGAUGAUGGCGGCCAAGAAGGCGCAGCAGCGAAUCACGGCGCCGCACGCCAAGUACACGCAGCGCGGGCAGCUCCAGUGUGGACUGUGCAACUUGCCGCUCAAGCACGAGUCGCUGUGGGGCGCGCACGUACAGUCAAAGACCCACCGCGUCAACGUUCAGAAACUCGAAGCCGAGCAGGCAGCCGCAGCCGAACGGGCCUCAUCGAAGCGACAACGAGACGAUGCCGACGUUUCAGACGAAGAGGAGGGCGCGAAGCGAGUUCGCGAGGAGGACGACUCUGCAGGAAGAGGGGGAGGGCUACCAGCAGACUUCUUUGCGGAUCCGGCACAAGCUCCUGUACCUCGAAAACCGACUCCUCUACCCGCCGCGGGUCCCUCGACAACAGCAGCGGAGGAAGACCCCGACUGGGCCGAGUUCGAAGCCUACCUCGCCUCUGCGCCUGAUCCGUCACUCGCUUCCGCCCCUUCCGCUCCGCCCGCACGAACAACAGCUUCAGCGACUAUCUCUGCUGCGCCUGUGCGGUACGAGUUUGGCGCGCCGGUGGUUGAUGAGGAAGGCGCUGGUCAGGAGAAUGUGGAGGAGGGAGAGCAAGAGGAGACGGAGGAGGAGCGACGGGAGAGGGAGAUGCGCGAAGAGAGGGAGGAGAUGAUGGCAAGGCUUGAAGAGGAGGAGCGGGAACAGCGCGAGGCGGACGAGAAAGUUACGGUACUCAAGCGGCGGCUGGAAGCGAUCCGAGCAGCUCGACAGAAGAAGACCAAGGCGUGA
Messenger RNA from Rhodotorula toruloides NP11, 783 nucleotides. RefSeq lists its product as uncharacterized. Lineage: Eukaryota; Fungi; Basidiomycota; Microbotryomycetes; Sporidiobolales; Sporidiobolaceae. The transcript is spliced from 3 exons. Gene Ontology annotation, molecular function: zinc ion binding; nucleic acid binding. The record is from RefSeq and is a predicted model, not a curated record. Gene Ontology annotation, biological process: mitotic DNA replication checkpoint signaling; mitotic DNA damage checkpoint signaling; nuclear DNA replication. The coding region runs from base 1 to 783 and encodes 260 amino acids. Gene Ontology annotation, cellular component: spliceosomal complex; nucleus.